UCAGAUCUCUCACUUCCGGCUCCAUCACUGCUUUCACCACAUUCAAAGUUAAGGCUGCCGAGUACACUGGGUGCUCAAUUAAUUUCACAGCAGUCUUGGACCUCUCCAAGUGGGGGAUUCAGUCCAGUUGGAAAAAGUUCUAGUUAUGUAUCAUCUCUCAAGAAGUAUAUGAGUGGAUUAAAAUUUCCAGCUUCGUAUCUGGAAACAGAAAUCAGUGGCUCUGCAUCACAUGAAAAGGUUGUGGCUCUCUAUGACUACACGGCGCAGCGAUCAGAUGAGUUAACCUUCCAUCGUAGUGACAUUAUCCAAGUGCUGUACAAAGAUAAUGAUAACUGGUGGUUUGGCCGCCUGGCGAGUGGACAGCAAGGCUAUUUCCCUGCUAAUUAUGUUGCAGGUGAAAGAGAUUAUGAACAGGAGCAGUCGUUGCCUUCUGGCCAGAACUCCCUAACAAGUCAUGUUAAUGAAGCCACAGAGUGCCCUACACCCACUAAGAUGUCUGCAGUAAUCAGCAAGUUGGGGGAUCUAAAAUUUGUAUCGGAGCAUGAUGACACAGAUACCGAAUCACCUGCAACAAAGCCUGCAGUGAAGAAGAAGAAGAAAAAACCUGGACCAAGCACAUCAGAAUGGAGCAUUCAAGCUACACCAUCCUCUUUAUCUGUUGCUGCAGAUGAACCUGAUAAUUCUAUGGCAGUUGUGAAAAAAAAGAAGAAAUCAAUGGCUAUAAAAAAUUUACCUACCCUUGAUGCGUUUCAGUCUGAUGAGCAUACCUUGUUUUAUAACUGAAUAUUCUGCUUCCAGUGUACUACUCCUUUAUCUAAGCUUUGGAGUAAGAUCUGUUGAGCUGUGUCUCUAUUAAAGUAUGUAAGGGUGCACUAGGAAAGAUAUAUGGGUGGAGGGCACUGGAACGCAUGGCAAGUGCCCCAACACCCAGUAGACAGGCAUCCUAAUGUCAAACUCACUGAUAUCAAUGCAUUCUGUGCAUGCUCUGGAGAUUUCCCCAGAGCAGACUAAACCAAUGACAAGUGUUUUUGCAUGGCAGCAAACCCUCCUCCACCCCCACACCCUUUGCUAACUAUAUAUAUAUAUAUAUAUAUAUAUAUAUAUAUAUAUAUAUAUAUAUAUAUAUAUAUAUAUAUAUAUAUAUAUAUAAAAUGUAUAUGUAUAUAUAAGUUUACUAUUAAACUUUUGGGAUUGAGAUGUCCGCAGGUGGAAAAUUCAAACACAGAUGUUCGAAUUUUCACCUGGCUGAACAUCUCAGUGUCCGAAAGUUUAUGUUAGCAAAUGUACUGUGCAUUCACUAAUAUAAAUUCAAAGAACUGUAGAGAGAUCGCGGUCCAAUGCAGUUUGGGAAAUUCAUCCCUUUCCUCACUGUAGCAUGAUCUCGAAGUUGGGAUAUAUAGUUAGCAGGGAGUGUGGGGGGCAUAGGGGGGCUUGCCCCCCUGCAAAAACAUGAUGUUAGGUAUAGGAGUUUACUUUACGUUAGCUCCUAUACGGACAUCGUGUGAUGUUUUCGAAAACAAUGUUGAAUCUGCUGAAUUCGAUCAACGGAUUCGACAUUGUAACUCGUUCUAUUAUUUGACUUUUGAGGUUUACUUUCAAUAUGUCUGUCAAAAAUUAUUUUGACAUCCGACAUAUUGAUAGUAAACUGUAUAUAUAUAUAUAUAUAUAUAUAUAUAUAUAUAUGUGUGUGUGUGUGUGUGUGUGUGUGUAAUUAUGCCUUGCUUAUGAAUGCAACAUACCCAAGCGUCUGAGGAACCUUAAAAUCAAAACACUAAGCAUUAAGAAACCAUUUAAAAUGUAUAUACUUAUUAUGUAGGUUAUUUUUUGCUGGUUGUUCUAGUGUCUGUAGUCUCUUUAGUUCUCUCUACUCUCACUUUUCUUGCUGGCUGGUGUUGCAUACUUUCUGGCUGCUGUGGUAUGCAAGGUCUAAAGGUCUACAGUGCUUCUUUUCCAGAUGUUCAGUACUCCAAAUGAGUGAGAAAGUGCCUUUUCAAAAUAUGCCAUUUUCUGUCUGUUGGGUAGUGGGAGAAAUACGCAUUCCACCAAUAUGCAACAAUGAAAGAAAAUUUUUGUCUGUUUAAGAUUCAUUACUCCACAUUCGUUCUUUGCAGCAUACUGUAUUGUAACCAAUAGUGCUAACAUCAGCAAUUGCACUUCUUGGCAGUAGAAGCUGUUGUACCAAUAUUUUAUUUUAGAAAGCAUACAUGCUUAAAAAGUUUUAUCACCCUUUUGUAUGAUCUGUUUUUUUCAGAGCCUGAGUUUGUGAAUUGAGACCGUUCAGGACCUGAAAUUAUGACAUCACAAAGCAGAUGCUAUUAACUUUAUGCAAAGGUCAUCGACUUGAAAAAGCACUUUGUGAUAUUCACUUGCUGAUUAACAUUUUUACAGAAAUGUUCUCAGAUGGUAUUAGCUGUUCAGUAUUUUCCUCUAAAACAUUUUGCAAGUUCUAGUAAGCCAAGGUUUGUUUAUGACAUUUUAUGUAAAACAUACAAUAUUGUAAUCAUUAUGUUCUUGUAUAUAUGUACAUUUAAUGCAAGAGUGAUAGAAGUGUAAUUGGCUUGAUGACUUUUUCAUUUUAAUGUGGACUUUAAACCAACAGCAAUAUGUAUUUUAUGUUAUUUUGUAUUGGCUAUUUCAAGAUGUCCUGCUACUGUACAGUUUUGUAAGGUUACUUUCAGACUGGAUUAGAAUCCAUCAUGGUCAUUUUCAUUGUCCCAUGUAGCUACCUUGGUAUUCACAGAAGAAACUCAUCUCCAAAGCAGUCUUGAAGAUUAUCUGCUGUACAGCACUUCAGUUGUACAGGCAGCGGCGUUGCCAUGUUUUGUUUUUGAUAAUGCCACUUUUAUAUAAAAUACAAUGUGAUUUAAAUAUAUGCUCAUUUUUUAUUAUA
Protopterus annectens (West African lungfish) is the source of this 2890-nucleotide messenger RNA. Its product is annotated as jouberin-like. Gene Ontology annotation, cellular component: ciliary basal body. Gene Ontology annotation, biological process: motile cilium assembly. The record is from RefSeq and is a predicted model, not a curated record. The transcript is spliced from 7 exons. Gene Ontology annotation, molecular function: protein binding. The coding region runs from base 169 to 783 and encodes 204 amino acids. NCBI's taxonomy places the organism in Eukaryota, Metazoa, Chordata, Ceratodontiformes, Protopteridae.